Messenger RNA from Miscanthus lutarioriparius, 618 nucleotides. NCBI's taxonomy places the organism in Eukaryota, Viridiplantae, Streptophyta, Magnoliopsida, Poales, Poaceae. The record is from the annotation of a GenBank genome assembly.
AUGGACCCGCACGAGUUCGUGGAGCUGGCCUGGGGCCUGGCUGACAGCAAGCGCCCCUUCGUUUGGGUGGUCAGGCCGAGCCUCAUCCACGGCUUCGAGUCCGGUGAGCUGCCGGACGGGUUUCAGGAGGAGGUCAGUGACCGAGGUAGGAUCGUCGAUUGGGCGCCACAGGAUGAGGUGGUUGCUCAUCCUGCUGUUGGCGCUUUCUUGACGCACAACGGUUGGAACUCGAUGAUGGAGGCUAUAUCAGAAGGCGUGCCCAUGGUAUCACGCCCGUUCUUGGGAGACCAAUAUGGAAAUGCUAGGUUUGUGUGCGAUGUCUGGAGAGUGGGAGUGGAGGUUGAAGUAGAGAUUCAGGUCGAGAGAGGGAAGAUCCGAGCUGCUAUUGAGAAACUAAUGGGCAACAAUGAAGCCAAAGACGUUAGAGAGAGGAUGAAGAACCUGAAAGAAUUGGCGGCGGAAGGCAUUAAGGAGAGUGGACCAUCUCACACUGCUUUCCUUAACUUGGUUGAUCUCAUAUUGUCAUUUGAAAUAAAAACAUUUAUUCGAAACCUGCAAUUCUUGUUGGUACGAAUCUGUGGAUAUGUACUUCGUUGUGUCCGGUUUCCACAUUAUUGA